AUGUCUUCCAAUAAUCUAAACUCUACCAACCAAAAUGCUUCCAACCCAUUUGCACUUUUCGGUUACGAUCCGACAUCAACACCACGUUACCGAUCACAAAUGGAUCCAUCAAUUUUAUCUCAAAAUCAAGUGUUUGUAGGUGGAGUAUUAUUCACAAUUUCAAAUCCCACAACAAUUUCAAUUCCAAUCCCCACCACCCCAAACAACAUCCCAAACCCAAACGCAAACGCAAUUCCAAUUUCAAUCCCAACCGCCUUUCACACCCGCAACCGAAAUUUUUUUCGAUGCCAAGCACGAAGGGAAAGCUCAACAAAAAAAGGGAACUCCGAUCCGGGAAGAUGGAGUAAAAAAGAAGAGAUAGAAUUAACAAAGACAUGGGUCGACAUAUAUGAAGAUAACAAAACGGGAAAGGGCCAAUCAUGUGAUCAAUUUUGGUUACAUGUUAUGGAUCGGUUUUGUAAGGGUAUGGGUCGAGAUUUAGAUUACCGGAUAUCCGACCAAUGUAACUUGAAAUGGAAUAUUGUUAACAAACUCGUCACACAUUGGAAUAGAAUUUACAAAAACUUUGAAAAUCAAUGA
This is a messenger RNA of Lactuca virosa, 579 nucleotides long. NCBI's taxonomy places the organism in Eukaryota, Viridiplantae, Streptophyta, Magnoliopsida, Asterales, Asteraceae. The record is from the annotation of a GenBank genome assembly.